CCGCCGCCGCCACCGCCGCCCCCGCUCGUGCCCAGCCCGCUCUUCGCACUGCCCACGCUCAACUUCACCGUCUCUCAGGUGGCGGCCGUCUGCGAGACGCUCGAGGAGUCGGGCGACAUCGAGAGGCUGGCGCGCUUCCUGUGGUCGCUGCCGGUGGCGCACCCGGACAUGGGCGCGCUCAACCGCUCGGAGGCCGUGCUGCGCGCCAGGGCCAUCGUGUCCUUCCACGCAGGCAACUUCAGAGACCUGUACGCCAUCCUGGAGCAGCACAAGUUCGCCAGGGAGUCCCACGGCAAGCUGCAGGCCAUGUGGCUCGAGGCGCACUACCAAGAGGCGGAGAAGCUGCGCGGCCGCCCGCUGGGGCCCGUCGACAAGUACCGCGUGCGCAAGAAGUUCCCGCUGCCCAGGACCAUCUGGGACGGCGAGCAGAAGACGCACUGCUUCAAGGAGCGCACGCGGAGCCUGCUGCGCGAGUGGUACCUGCAAGACCCGUACCCCAACCCCACCAAGAAGCGCGAGCUGGCGCAGGCCACCGGACUCACGCCCACGCAAGUGGGCAACUGGUUCAAGAACCGGCGCCAGAGAGACCGCGCCGCAGCAGCCAAGAACAGAAUGCAGCAGCAGCAGCUGGCGGCGCAGCUGUCGUCUGCGCACGCGCACGCGCACGCGCACGGCGGCGGCCACGUCCCCGCGCACGGAGCGGCCCGCCGCUCGUCCGCCCCCCAGCAGCAGCAGCGGCAGCGGCGGUUUGAUGAAACAGAUUUUAUUAAGGCGGCCUAA
Molecule: messenger RNA, 780 nt
Organism: Schistocerca nitens (vagrant locust)
Lineage: Eukaryota; Metazoa; Arthropoda; Insecta; Orthoptera; Acrididae
Product: homeobox protein SIX6-like
Exons: 3
Biological process (GO): regulation of transcription by RNA polymerase II
Cellular component (GO): nucleus; transcription regulator complex
Molecular function (GO): DNA-binding transcription factor activity, RNA polymerase II-specific; RNA polymerase II cis-regulatory region sequence-specific DNA binding
Source: RefSeq, a predicted model, not a curated record